UGUCUUUAAUUCCCGUAGCAACUGUUAUAUAAUAGAAACUUUGAUAAUUCUUUUGAAAUAACGCAGUCUUCGAAAUGUUCAUUUAUUUAAUAAAUAUAUAAAAAAUGGUAACGUAGUUAGAGAAAGAGGUGUUGUGUUUAAAAAAUGAUUCAUUGAUGCAUUAGAAACACGAGAACCAACGACGACCUUUGCGAAACGCUAAAAUAUGAUGUGAGCCAAACGGCAGAUGUUACGCACAGUGCCAGAACCAAUUUGGACCGUCUCAGGAAUGCUCGAUGCUGGUUUUAUACAAGCAUACUGGGAAACGCUUCUCAAGACUUUCAAAGCGAAUUGUCAGGGAAACGAUUUCACUGUUUUUACUACGCAAGCCUUGCUUAAGCGUUACUUAAGAGGCAGGAGUGGUAGUAUUCUUCGGUAUAAGACAGUGGCUUCGACUGAGUCAUAUCUCACGCGAAUGAGUUUUAUCAUGCAAUUCCGCCAAUGUACAACGCAAUUCGGCGAAAAUAUACAGACAAGAAUUUUCGAAGUAGUUCUAACUUGACUAAACAAUCUGUACUAUAUAUUUGAAAUAAAACAGUGACGCGACACGGCGGUGCGCUUAGGAUUGCAUUCUUUAACAACAGUAUUGAAAUUAUCGACGAUUAAAAUAUAAUACUUCUGCUGAGGAACUUGAAAACAGAAAUAUAUGAAGAUAUAUAAUGCAAACUUUUAUCCAUAUAUUUUACGACAAAUCAUUCAAAUACUCAAAAUUUAUCGUUGCAAAUGUAGAAAAUUUCUACGGCAAGGUAUACGAACUGGUCAUAUCGAAUACUUUGAUAAUUUUGAAGUAAAUAUAGCGAUAGUAUUUUUAAAGCGGCAGAUUACGGUCGUGGACGGAUUUAGAGUUUCGAACGGAUGUGAAUGAUCGAUUCUAAUUCGCCCGUGCGUUUCAAAUUAGCGUCUUGGAGCAUAUUCGACGGCCCGUGGAAACUUUUUACGCUCGAUAACGCAAUUAAACAGUCGCUCUUUAUCACUGCGAUCGACGACCAAUGGUGCAAUAUGCUAACGCAAUUAUUUCUAUCGUCAACGACGACCUGUCAUGGCGCGUCGUAUCGCUCGCAAAAAUUCCGUGUUGUUCCUCCAUAUAAAAUUCGUACGUGCGACGUCAAGAGUAACGGCAGUUCUGCUUCGUUACUUUACAUAUUUUUCACGCAGAUAAAAGGAGCACGCAUAUCCAAACGCAACGCGUACGACACGAACGCCGUCAUGGCGUAUUAUAAGAAAAACGUGUUCGAGGGUGAAUUAACAUAACGUGUUACCGGGUUAUACGAAAAGGCACGCAAGUCUCAUCUGGCCGUCGAGUAUAUUUGCGAUUCAGGCCUGCCAACACCUUUGCAAAUUUGUCUAACGACAACGUUGAUGGCGUUUCGCAUUUUAAUUAUUAUUUUAGCUGUUCGUUAGCAAUUUCUGAUAAAAUCUAAGGAUCACCGAUGGCUGAUUACAAGUUUCAAUCGUGAUUUCUCGUGGUAUUUCAUUCGAAUAUUGCUGCGCGAAUAAUUAAUAGACAAACAUCUUUGCAAAUUUAUUUAAUGAGAAUAUCGACGAUGUUCUCUGCCUCAAUUUCUAUUUCGAUUGUUCGUUGAAUAAUUUCCGGUAGAAUCAAUAAAUUACGGACAACAAUAUAGGAAUUUUGGUCGCUUACGAUCUAUGUAUAAUCACGACUUUUCUCGGUGUUCUAUUCAAUUAUGGAGAAUAAAGCAAUCGAACACGGAUAAUGAAUCAAAUGAACCAAUUAUUUCCGCUCUCCGCGACAUCAACCGCGAUCGAACCUGUAACGUGUUGCAAGCGCGGGUCAAGGAUUGGUUUAUAUUUUAGUGUUCAACAAUUGGGCGCGAUUUUAUUCUAACGUGUAAUAAAUGUAUAUCAAAUCCAUUUAUGACAUCGUACUAAGAAUCGUACUUCAAUCGUAUAGGUAUAAUUUCACCGUUUAAAAGAAACAAACGUUUCGAUUCGAACGAUUACGUCGUUAAUUGCCGAUCGAUAUCUUCAUUGUAUAGCGAGGUGCUUUCAGCACUUUCCAAACUACUCGUAUCGGCUACUUGGCCCGUGGUUGUGUACGAAACCGACGAGCAAUUGUUACGAAUCGUUAAUGAUACGUUCUUUGCGUUCUCGUACGCAAGCACUCGCUGAAACGAAGCACGUUAUUAACUCGGACGGUCGCUUUUCGACGUGGAAUCUUUAAUGAAAAGAUACCUACACAAGCUGUAUUGAUCAUACGGAACAAUGCAACGUCGAUUGCUAAAAUUAACUGUCACGACGCUCUUAAAGAAGAGAGUUGACAGUCUAGAAGUGGCUCGUCCGCUAGACGCACGGCAUAUUUAAACGGUCUAAUUUAGUAUUAAUUUUAAUUAGCCAGCAUCGUCUAUUUGUCGCCACUCGUGCCGUUAGCGACGAGUGAAUGUAAGCGAAUCGUAAAAGUGUGCACGAUAAUUUUGAGGGGCGCUCUACGAUGCCAAUAGCUGUUGACUUAAUUAAUGAUCAUUACAUACAAGCCAGCGGAUCGUGCGCGAUAACAUGACUUUUUUUUAGCCAUCUCUAUAUUUCUCGAGACAUCUCAACAUUCUCGAACGUUUUCAUUGGACGGAUACCGCCAAAGAUAACAUCCAUGCGAUUCUACGUACGUCCGAUAUAUUUUCGUGAAAUUACGUUAAACGAUUUAUACCAGUUUCUGAAAUUGAAAACGGUGCAAGGAAGAGAAAGAAAAGAGAGAAAACACUGGAGAAUGAAAUUACGCUCCUAUUUCCGUCCUUUCUCGAAGCGGGGUAAAAUUGAUUUACGUCGGACUCGUUCUCGUGCCAAGCAAGGCUAGCGAUAAUUUCGAAAAGAUUAUGUAUAUUUGUCUUCGUUAAACUGGAUGAACGAAUGCGUCGUUAUAAAUUUCGUUUAAUCGCAUUAAUCGGCUCUCGAUAAAGUAAACGGGACGUGAAACGAUGAGACGAUGGUUUUACUGGGAUUAAUAACAAAGAUAGAAAUUAUCGAUUUGCGUGUCGAUGAUAAACGAAACGUUCGGUUAUAAUCAGCUCCAUCGUAUUAAUGCUCGAUUCACGUAUAACACUAUCGAUUCUUCUGUUCCUAUCUAAGCGAAUCUAGCCGAUGAAAGCUUCAAAUGUUUUCAACCGUUUGGACAUUUCAGGUUUCGGCCACACAUAAUCAAAUUUUCAAGUAAAGCUUAAUAAUAACGGCACAGCAAUAGAACAUGGAUCGACCAUUCGAUUAUGAAAAUCCUAAUGACAACAGAAAUGUAACGCAACAGACUGUUCAUCAAGAACCGAAUCCAGCCGUGGAUAACCCAGUUGUCGAAAGGGGAAGUAGAAGAGGAUGUCGCAGGCGUUCCCGAAGAAGAAGAAGGAAGUCCAAAUGCGUCUGCAAGCCUCGUAGAAGGCUGAUUCUAUCGUCUAAUCCUUUCAUCAUCUUCUAUUUGGAAAUGUACUUCAAAACGCCUGGGAAACGCGUGACGACAGUGGCUCGCGAGGCUGGUAAAAAGUGGUGUUCCAUGUCGGAAAGUUCAAAGCGAAAGUACUACAAGCUCGCAGAAAGGGUGAGGCGACGAUGCUCCUCGCGGCGGAGGAGAUAGCUUGCUAUACGAUGCACGAAGUGUCUGAUUUACUUCGUAUCCGUGAUAUCAUUCUGAUGAUAGGAUAAAAGAAUACCCGGAAGAAAGCUUGAACGCUCUCACGUAACAAAGUGACGCGUAUUCCAAAGCAAGAAACGGCCGUUUGAAACGCGAAACGCGUGCAACCUGCAGAAGUCGUAUUAUCGUAAAAUCGAGGCAUCGUAUCGAAAUUCGAAUCAUGGAAUUCGUGUUCGAAAAACGAGAUCGAGCGUAUAUACAUUCACACUGAAACAUACUUUGUACUUUGUGGAACGAAUGUACAGGUUUUUUUAUACGUAGAAAAGGCCAGAACGUUGCGCAACGACGGCGUGUUGCAGAAAAUGGAAAAGGCAAAUAACAGAGGAAGGGAGAAACACGGAGGAAGAAAAAAAAAAUCGAUGGACACGCGUGUCGGUGUUGUUGGUCGGCGAUAUUCCCCGAUAAGAGGACCGCGUGCAUCAGAGAGAUAUAUUUUUACUAAAGGCGGGUAUUAAAGAGUCGAGCAUCGAGCGCGUGCAGCUUACGGAAGCUCAAGGCUGUAGCUACCCUCUCGGUCACUAUGUUACUGCCUGAUCCUUGCGGGUUGAACGAGGUCAAGGUCGUUCGACACGAGAACUUUAAGUGCUUCCACGAUUCAUUGAAUUCCUCCCCCCUCCCCCCUGUGCUCGUCCUUUGCAACGGAAAAUCGCGAUUUUAUGCAAGACAACAGCACCGUAAACACCGCUCACACCGCGAAUGCUAACUUUAAACGCCUUUUAAGCGGAUUUACCCGACGUCACCUACUCGCUUGCCAUCUAAUUGCGUUCGAGCCUGAACGAUAUCCGACCUUCUACGAUGUCGCGUUCUUUCUUCGCCGAGUCCAAUCCUUCAAUAACAUCGCGCGCUUUUCGACCGCUCCCACGUGAUGAUCCGAGCUAGUCGAAGACUCUUCUGCGCGCGACUUUUACGUGAAAAUAUCGCGUAAUCGUUUAAUGUCCAUCGAACGUUUCUCUCGUUGGAUCAGCGUUUGCAGGGUACCAAACUAUAAUACAACAAAAAAGAAAAAAAAAGAAAAAAAAACGUUCCUUUGAUAAUAAAGGUCCAUGUCACGCUCAACUGUUAAAUUGCUCUUUGGAAUCGUAAGAUAAAUCGCUAGAAAAAUUUUCCUAUUGCGUUAUCAAUUUUUAAUGUAGUAACGGAUAAACAUUUGACUCACCGUACGGAGGAAGGAUACGUCAUCCUGCUCGGAGCCACCCUCGCUGUCAGCCAUCCCGUCGGUACGUUUUCACGUAGCCUGACGCCGAGCUCAGUUCACCUCUCCCUCGCGUUAUUUUUCUCGGUCGUGGUCUGGCCUGGUUCUCCGCGACGCACGUCCACCGUCUCCAGCCUCGUAGUCAAUAGGGUGCGGAUGAACGGUCACACGCGGUCACAAUUCGACAUGGUUCGCCUUUCCGGUGGCACACACACGGCUGCCGGUGCGGAACGUUUACGCGCUGGCCGACGA
Molecule: messenger RNA, 5114 nt
Organism: Bombus impatiens (common eastern bumble bee)
Lineage: Eukaryota; Metazoa; Arthropoda; Insecta; Hymenoptera; Apidae
Product: protamine-like
Exons: 2
Coding region: 3236-3613 (125 amino acids)
Source: RefSeq, a predicted model, not a curated record